Messenger RNA from Octopus sinensis (East Asian common octopus), 2778 nucleotides. RefSeq names its product DNA-directed RNA polymerase subunit beta''-like. Lineage: Eukaryota; Metazoa; Mollusca; Cephalopoda; Octopoda; Octopodidae. The transcript has 2 exons. The record is from RefSeq and is a predicted model, not a curated record. Bases 406 to 1806 code for a protein of 466 amino acids.
AUAUAUUUAUAUAUUUUAACUCACGAAAAUAUUUAUUUUCCAUAUUAAUGAGAUUUAUAUCAUUAAUAUUAUUAUUAUCAUUAUUAUUAUCAUACAAGUGUUGAUAAUGAUAAUAAUCGUAACUCUUUAAACGUUUUCGGAUUAUAUUAUCACCAUCAUCGACAUCACCAAAAUAGCCACCGUCACCACCGUCGCCGAGUUGUCGUCGUCGCCGUCAUCAUCAUCGUGAAUAUUACUACUUUCCUUCUCUACUAUCUCCUAAUUACCACUACUACAACUACUAAUACAACUACUGUUAUUUCUACUACAAAUACCACCACUAUUAAUAUUUCUCUUCUUCUUGACCAACAUCCUGAUUAUCAAUAUUAAAUUUAAUAUUAAUAAUACAUCGAUUUCUAUAUAUCAAUGACUGUUAUUACUGCAGCUGGCCACUACAAUGAAUUUGGAGAAAACUUGAAUGCCCUGUUGUCUUUAGUGAAAUGCAUUCAAACCUUCCACUUUUCUUCAAUCGUACUCCUCUACUCCACAUUCCUCCUUUCCGUCGCCUCCUCCAUUUACUUAGCCCUUUCCGCCAACAAAAUUUACGUGGUGUUAUCCCUGUCGUCUGCUCUUUCCAGACUCAAUUCCCCUUCAAUUUCUCUUGAAUUUUUCAGACACUACAUCUCACAAAAUCAUUUUUUUACAUUCUGUAUUACUUCUAUUCCGCUAUUAAGCUCAUGUUUUCUAUUUUCCAGGCAUCACAAAUUCAAACAAAAUCAUUUCGUCUCUUCCGUUUCUAUCGCUUCUUUCUUCCCACUUUUCUUCAUCUCUUCUUUUAUUUUAUUUGUCUUCGUCUUCAGUAAUUUUAACUUCCUCAAAACUACCACUACAUCUGUCACCAAUGCUAACAGCAUCACCAUCAUCCUUAUCAUUAAUAUCAUCAACUUACUCAUAGCCAUUUCCAACUACAACAAAAACAGCAACCCAGUCUGUAGCUUUUUCACCUACCUCUUUACAACUAAAUCCAUCAUAUUCCACUAUUUGUUGUUUUUCUUGUUAUCGCUGUUCUUGUUAAGCGGUAGAAAUUUCUGCACGAAAUUUCCACAUUUUUCGUUACUAACUGAUUAUUGUAAACCAUCGUCUGACGCUUUGUUAUACCAACAGAAACAAUACGAACACUAUCAACUUCACAACAAACAUCAAAACCACGAGAAUUGCUACACUCUUUACCUGCACUGCCACUAUCCACUGACCUUUUGCCAGCACUACCACCAAAACCGCUGCCAACGACACCAUUACAAUCACGUUAAAACCCACAAUCAGUACCACCAACUACAACAGCAGCAAUAUCAUUUUCAAAACCACUAUUUAUAUAACUACCGCUUAUACUAUAAUAAUAAUAAUAAUAACUAUUGCUUUAUCUGCUGUUACUACAGUUUUUGCAAUAACGAUAGCAAAUCUCACCCCUGCAUCGACAAAUACAUCGGGAACUAUCACCGUAACGGCUCAUAUAACCGCAGCCUCAACAGCAACAAUAAAAAGAUCAACAGGGAUUACAAGUGCUACACAUACUUAUUAUUAUUAAACUAUAGGAAUUUCUAUCGUUGCAAACAGCUUCAACAAAUUUGCAAUCACCUCUACCUCCGUCUACACUUUCUUCAAUUCCGUCACAACCUCACUUACCACUACCUCCAAAACACUAUCCAAAACAGCAACAACCACAACCCAUACUGCUACCACUACAAAUACUACCAUCACAACAGCUGUUUCGAUUAUUAUUAUUAUUAUUAUUAUUAUUAUUAUUAUCAUUAUUAUUAUCAUUAUUAGUAAUAAUAAUAAUAAUUUGGGCAACUUCCUUCAUUUUGAUAGUAAUUUAUUUUUGCUAGCCUUUAUAAUUCUUGCCGCAUAUCUACCUAUCUAUCCAUCUAUCUAUCUAUCUACCUACCUAUCUAUCUAUAUAUCUGUUGGUCUGUCUCGAUCUCUCAAUCUUUUAAACUAUACAUACACAGAGUUUGAAAAUACAUUUACAAAUCUCGCCAAAUUUCUAAACACGUUUUGUAUCGCUGAUUUUUGCAUUGACUCUUGUUACGGUUCUCUGUUCAUUCUCUGCAUCUUUUUCUUUUUUCUUUUUUCUUAAUACAAUCUUAACCCACUUGUUAAAUACUAUACACUUCCCCUUCGUCUCUUCAUCAUUUUCAUCACUGCCAACGUAAAUCAUUAACAUCACAACCAUCAUUGUCCUCGUAGUAAUCAUUACAUAAUAACAACAAUAAUAAUAAUAAUAAUAAUAACUAUAAUGUAUUAAUAAUCAAUAUAAAUUAUAUACAUAUAGAUAUAUUAUAUAUAUAUAUAUAUAUUAUAUCAUAUUCAUAUAUAUAUCUCAAUUUCUUCACCAAGCAUCAAGUUGCUUACAUUUUUCUCCUUUUUCCCCCAUUCAGAUCUUCUCAGACACCUGUUAUUUUUUUUGUUGUUGUUUUUGUAAAUUUAUUUUUUUAACUUUCAUCAACUUUUAUCUUCCUUCCGUCGUCUGUCACAACUAAUUUGUUCUCAUUUCGUCUAUCUCUCUGUGUAUCUAUCUAUCUAUUAAUCGAUUUCCUCGAUUGAUCUAUUGAUCUAUCUAUUUCUCUCUUUAUCAAUCCAUCCGUAGAGUUUGUCGCCGUCUUCUUCCCACCCCAUCCACCUUACAUAAAUCACUCCCCCCCUCUCUCUCUCUCUCUCUCUCUCUCUCACUUCCUCUCUCUCUCUCUCUCUUUACUUAUAUUUUUAUAUCUUUCUAUAUAUUUCCACCGUGUUUGUGUA